Molecule: messenger RNA, 2195 nt
Organism: Triticum dicoccoides
Lineage: Eukaryota; Viridiplantae; Streptophyta; Magnoliopsida; Poales; Poaceae
Product: FBD-associated F-box protein At3g52670-like
Exons: 5
Coding region: 493-2058 (521 amino acids)
Molecular function (GO): protein binding
Source: RefSeq, a predicted model, not a curated record
AUCGGGAGAUACAGACGGCCAUGUACUGUUGUAUCGAAGCCGUCUGCACUUACGAUGGUUUUCUCCUUCCAGGAUCGAUCUGGUGAUUAGCCUUUCCACCCAGCGGAAGUUCAGCGGCCAGGAUCAAAUCCCCAAUGUUCCGUCCAGAUCCACCAAAAGAUUUAUCAUUUAUUUAUUUUGUUUCAAUAGACCACCGAAUAAGGUCCCAAUGUAGACGCUGUCCUCAGGGCUGUCUACAGAUGACAUGUCAGGCCAUUGUAGACAGACGUUGUCGAAACUGUUGCAAAUGCCCUUAGGGUUUGGUUGUUCCUACUGCGAUUCCGUCUCUCCGAGUAGAAGGCGACUUUGGUUUCCUCCCUUCGCGCCAACUUUGGUUUCCUCUUCGCGCCAGCUGAUUCAAACACGGAUUCGUAUUUGAGACAGAGCGGGAUCUCCUACCCGACCCCCCGCCCCCCUAAAUUGAAGUAGCGCACACAGAGACAUCGUCGAAUCAUGGGGCUGAUGGCGCUGAAUCGACUCAUGUCCAGGCAGCGGGAGCAGAAGCAGAAGCGAAAUCGUGGCCGUAUGGAAGCCAAUAAUGGAUGGAUCGCUUCAUUUUCUAAAAGAAACAGAUCACCCUGCCGACAGGAUGUUAAUUCUCAUGGUGGCAAAAAAGUAAGAUAUCCAAUGCCAGAUCUUCCAGAGGACAUCUGGCGUCAUAUACAUUUCCUACUGCCAAUGCAAGAUGCUGCCCGUGCUGCCUGUUUGUCUAGGUCCUUUCAAAGCUCCUGGAAAUGCUACCCCAAUCUUACCUUCACUAAUGAAACAAUGUGCUCCAAAGAAAAUUUAUGUAAGAGAACAACAGGCUCAAAUGUUAUAAGAGACUACAACAACAAGAUUGACCGUGUUUUAAGAAACCACUCAGGAGCUGGUGUGAAGAAAUUGAGGCUUGAAUACUAUGUUAUUCCUUGUGAUGCAGAACCGUAUCAUCAUCUCACCAGUUGGCUCCAGAUUGCGGUUACACCAGGGAUUGAACAACUCCACCUUACAUUAUCCCCGAAGGAUGCAACGUUUAACUUUCCAUGCAUGCUUCUAUCUGAGACAUGUCAAGGCUCGAUGCAGUAUCUUCACCUUGCCAAUUUGGACUUACAUCCCACAUUUCAACUUGGUUUGAGAACCCUGAGAACGCUGCAUCUGUGUAAUGUGCAUAUUACUGAGGAUGAGUUAGGGUGCCUUCUGACCCAUUCCUUUGCUUUGGCACAUUUGAGACUUCAAUAUUGUCAUGACAUCAUUCGCCUGGAGAUACCUUGUCUGCUGCAGCGGCUCAGGUUCCUGGAAGUGCUGGAAUGUAGCCUUCAGGUGUUAGAGAUCAAUGCCCCAAAUAUCUUCAGAUUGCGCUUAUUAGAUUUUAGUGUGCAAUUCUUGCUUGGAAAGUCAUGGAAGAUGAAGAACCUGAUGUUGAACAAUAGCUGUGUCAUCAGUUAUGCUAUUGACAACCUUCCUUCCUGUGCACCAAAAGUUGAGACUCUUACCAUACAUUCUAGUUAUGAGAUACUUAAUGCACCAGUGGCAUCUAGCAAAUUUCGCCACCUCAAGUUCUUGAAUAUUUAUCUUGCUGGACUCCAUUCUCAUCGGGACUAUGAUUACUUAUCCUUAGUUUCUUUUUUUGAUGCUUCUCCUUUGUUGGAGAAGUUUGUCUUGCUUGUAUCACGAGUGCAGUCCAAGUAUGACUGGUUUGAGGGAGAUCCCUCAUCUCUGAGACAAAUGUCAGAACACCGCCAUCGCAACCUCAAGAGUGUGAAGAUCAGUAGUUUCUGCCCCCAAAAAAGCAUGCUUGAGCUAGCACGUCAUAUUCUUGAGAAUGCAACAUCACUUGAGUGCCUUACAUUGGACACCACUCCUAUCAGUCACCGAUGUUCUGGCGAUAUGUUGGACAGGAAAUGCCCUCCACUGGAAACUGAAUGUAUAAGGGAUGCACAUAAAUCAAACUUGGCUGUGAGAAAAUACAUUGAGGGGAAAGUUAACUCCACAGUCAAGUUAAACUUACUAGGGCCUUGCAGCCGGUGUUAUGCUUUGUGAAAUUCAGAUCUCAAAUCACCUUGUGAAGUUUAGUUGUUAAAUGUUUGCCUUUGAGUUCUUUGUUAGGGCUCCGUGAUACAACUCCUAUAAUAACUUAUUAGCAUACUGUCAAAUUUAUGUAUUAUUUACUUGAUUCA